Molecule: messenger RNA, 1833 nt
Organism: Aspergillus wentii DTO 134E9
Lineage: Eukaryota; Fungi; Ascomycota; Eurotiomycetes; Eurotiales; Aspergillaceae
Product: calcium/proton exchanger
Exons: 3
Coding region: 51-1361 (436 amino acids)
Biological process (GO): intracellular calcium ion homeostasis; calcium ion transmembrane transport
Cellular component (GO): fungal-type vacuole membrane
Molecular function (GO): calcium:proton antiporter activity
Source: RefSeq, a predicted model, not a curated record
CUUCCUUUCGUUCAAUCUCGCGCAGACACACUCUGGGCUCCAACAGAACCAUGUCGGGGCUGUCGAGAAAUGGCUCCGUUGAGCCCAACGAAACUGAAUCCCUUCUUGGUAAUGGCUCGAGGUCAACUUCCCAGCACCGCCAUAUGUCUUACAAGAACGAACGGCACUGGACUCAUUGGCCCCUGCACGUUGCUCAUUUGACAUGGUACACUCUGGCGCGAGACUACACCAAUGUGCUUCUCGUCUUCGUUCCCUUGGGUAUCAUUGCCGGUGCCCUUGGGUGGGAUUCGACCGCUAUCUUUACCCUGAACUUCUUCGCCAUCAUUCCUCUGGCCUCCAUGCUGAGCUUUGCGACCGAGGAGCUGGCUGCCACCAUGGGACAGGCUCUGGGUGGUCUCAUGAAUGCUACUUUCGGAAAUGCAGUGGAGUUGAUUGUCAGUAUCGUUGCCCUCAAAGAGAACCAGAUUCGCGUCGUUCAGGCCAGUAUGCUCGGUAGCAUUUUGUCUAAUAUUCUGCUUGUGCUCGGGUGCUGUUUCUUUAUUGGUGGUCUUCGCCACCAGGAGCAGGUCUUCAACAGUACCGUGGCCUCCACAAUGUCGUCUCUGAUGACAGUCUCGUCCGCAUCCUUGAUCAUCCCUGCGACCCUUUAUGCCUCUCUAUCCUCUGCCCAGAACUCGGAUACCGCCAGACAUAACAUUUUGAUUCUGUCGCAUGGAACUGCUAUCAUUCUUCUGAUUCUCUAUGUGAUGUACCUCUACUUCCAGCUCAAGUCGCAUGCCAACCUUUUCGAGGAGGCUGUCAUUGAAGGUGAUCCGGAAAACCAAGAUGGCGCCGAGGAGGAAGAAGAGGAACACCUUUUGAACCCCUGGUCUGCCUGCGUUGUUCUGGUUGUUGUGACUGUCCUCGUGGCAAUCUGCGCCGACUACUUAGUUGGAAGCAUUGACAGCAUGGUGCAGAAGACCGGCAUGAGCCGGACCUUCAUUGGUCUUGUGCUGAUUCCCAUUGUUGGCAAUGCCGCUGAGCAUGUGACGGCCGUCGUCGUUGCUUACAAGAACAAGAUGGACCUAGCAAUUGGUGUCGCAAUCGGCAGCAGUUUGCAGAUUGCCCUUUUCGUCACGCCUUUCUUGGUCAUUUUGGGUUGGAUCAUGGAUGUGGAGAUGACUCUUCACUUCCAGACAUUCGAAACUGUUGCCUUCUUCAUUUCUGGCUUGGUUGUGACAUACCUUAUCCAGGAUGGAAAGUCCAACUAUCUUGAAGGUGGAUUGUGCUUGGGAAUGUAUUUGAUCCUGGGACUUGCCUUCUUUGUCUACCCUGAUAACGUGGAUGAUACUGCCGUUCUCGGUCCCCUGACUGGAAACUAAGUCUAUGAAAAGGUUAUGCAUGAGUGAAAACCAUUUACUCUCUUUAUUUUCUUAAUUUGUUAUCAUUUUAUCUUGAACCAUACAACAUUAGAUUGGAUGUAUUCAUCCUUUUGAUGAUACGAGUCUGGAGAGUCUUCGGACUCAUCGUCACGACGUCGUACCUUACUGCUUCUUGAAAGCAGACCACUCACUCUUGUUUCAUUAUUGUGUUACUAUAAAUUCGCUACACAUACGCUGCUGGUCAGUCUCUAUGGGCCUGGAUACCUCUGGCUCAAGAACAACGACUUGAAUACCUCUUCAACAACGUCCUACUUUUCAUCAUGUACUACUUGUUUGUUUUGAAAUUGUGCACAGGUUCGGAUCGAUUUGGGAUAUUUGGCGGUACUUUGAAGGUAGCACGAUAGUAUAUUUGUUAGUUCUAGGCAAUGUCCUUGAAAAUCUCUUGAUACGUACACAAAUUUCUAAUAUCUUA